This is a messenger RNA of Dioscorea cayenensis subsp. rotundata (Guinea yam), 4200 nucleotides long. RefSeq names its product ARF guanine-nucleotide exchange factor GNL2. Gene Ontology annotation, molecular function: guanyl-nucleotide exchange factor activity. The transcript is spliced from 3 exons. Gene Ontology annotation, biological process: regulation of ARF protein signal transduction. NCBI's taxonomy places the organism in Eukaryota, Viridiplantae, Streptophyta, Magnoliopsida, Dioscoreales, Dioscoreaceae. The record is from RefSeq and is a predicted model, not a curated record. Bases 1 to 4200 code for a protein of 1399 amino acids.
AUGAAACCCUUCUCCGACGAAAUCGACCUCCCUAAGCGCCACCGCCGCCGAGAUCCCCACCUCAAUGACGCCGCCCUCUCUUGCAUGCUCAACACCGAACUCGGCGCCGUCCUCGCCGUCAUCCGCCGCCCUUCAGACCUCCUCCCCUCCCCUGACGAUUCCUCCUCCCAUUCAUCUCCUCUCCUCCACUCCCUCAAAUCCCUUCGAUCUCUCAUCUUCCACUCCGAUUGGCGUUCCCUCGAUCCCUCCGCCUACCUCUCCCCAUUCCUCGCCGUCGUUCAGUCCGACGACGUCCCCGCAGCCGCCACCGCCGUCGCUCUCUCUGCCAUCCUGAAGAUCCUCAGGCUCGACGUCUUUGAUGAGCGCACUCCCGGCGCACGUGAUGCCAUCCACUCCGUCGUCUUCUCUUUAACUAACUGCCGUCUCGAGCGCACCGACGCCGCUUCUGAGGACUCCGUCCUCAUGCGCAUCCUCCAGUUGUUGGUGACGAUGAUGAAGGCGCGAGCAGCGAUGCUAUUGACCGACCACGCCGUGUGCACGGUCGUCAACACAUGCUUCCAAGUAGUGCAGCAAUCAGCCAACCGCGGCGACGUCCUCCAGCGCACCGCUCGGCACGCUAUGCAUGACCUCAUCCAAUCCAUCUUCUCUCGCUUACCCUUCAUCAAGACCCCAAACUUCGCCCCUGACCCUGACCGAGCAUGCUCAGGCUCCGACGACGAAGAUGUCGACGACCUCAUCAUCUCGGUGGAGUACGGGUCACGGUGCAUGGUGGACAUAUUUCAUUUUCUUUGCUCAAUGCUGAAUGUAGGGGAGGUAGUGGAGUCUGCUGAUGGAUUGGGUUCAUUGAGCUCUGAUGAGGAUGUGCAGGUGUUUGCAUUGAUGCUUAUUAACUCUGCUGUUGAGUUGGGUGGUGAAGGUAUGGGGAGGCAUACUAGGCUCCUUCGUAUGAUUCAAGAUGAUCUUUUUCACCAUCUCAUCCAUUAUGCCACUCGUUCUAGUCCUUUGGUUCUCUCCAUGAUUUGCAGCAUUGUCCUCAAUCUCUACCACUUUCUCCGCAGCUCAUUGAGACUUCAACUGGAAGCAUUCUUCACUUAUGUUCUCCUUAAGAUUGCGGCCGGUGGCAACGGUGUUCAUCUUCAAGAAGUUGCUAUAGAAUCCCUUGUUAGUUUCUGUCAACAACCCACAUUCGUCGUCGAAAUGUAUGUGAAUUAUGACUGUGAUCCUAUCCAGCAGAACAUCUUUGAAGAGGUCGGAAAGUUACUAUGCAAGACGGCGUUCCCUUUGACUAGCCCAAUGUCAGGGAUGCAAGUUCAGGCCUUUGAGGGCCUCACUGCCAUUGUCCGAACCAUUGCUGACGGCACUGACAUGGAUAUGCAUGAUCCACCUGACAAAAAUGACUAUAACAUUGACAUUACUGAAUUUAAGCCAUUCUGGCUUGAGAGACAUGACUCUCAAGACAGUCCAGAGACUUGGGUGGAUUUUGUGAGGAUGAGGAAGCUCAAGAAAAAGAAGAUCAUGAUUGCCGCAAACCAUUACAACAGAGAUGAGAAGAAGGGGUUGGAUUUUCUUAAGAUAUGUCAUUUGGUUGAAUCCCCGCCGGACCCGGAGAGCUUCGCGUACUUCUUUCGCUACACCCCUGGGUUAGACAAGACCAAGAUUGGAGACUAUUUGGGUGAUCCUGAUGAGUUCAACCUCCAGGUCCUCAAGGACUUCACUGAUACAUUUGAAUUCUCCGGUGUCAUUCUUGACACAGCUCUCCGGACAUAUCUAGAUGCAUUUCGUCUCCCCGGAGAAUCUCAGAAGAUUCAAAGAAUUCUUGAAGCAUUUUCAGAGAGAUACUAUGAUCAGCAGUCAUCUGAGAUCUUUGUCAGCAAAGAUGCAGUGUUCAUACUUUGUUACUCACUGAUUAUGCUCAACACUGACCAGCACAAUCCACAGGUGAAGAAGAAAAUGACUGAGGAAGAGUUUAUUAGGAAUAACAGAGCUAUCAAUGGCGGCACGGAUCUUCCAAGGGAGUAUCUAUCAGAACUAUUUCAUUCCAUUGUAUCCAAUGCUAUCACAUUCUUCGGCCAAACAGGACCUACCGUUGUUGAGAUGAACUCUAACCGAUGGGCCGACCUUAUCAAACGAUCGAAAAAAGUCGAACCUUUCAUCCUAUGUGACUUCAAGCAUAAACUAAGUCGAGAAGUCUUUGUCUCCAUCUCCGGCCCUUCUGUCGCUACUCUCUCAGCCAUCUUUGAGCAAACAGAUGAUGAAGAAACACUACACGAAUGUGUCGAAGCAUUGAUAAACAUCGCUGGGAUAGCUCGAUAUGGUUUGGAAGACAUACUUGAUGAACUCCUCUCCUGUUUCUGCAAGUUCACUACUCUGCUAAAUCCUUAUGCAACAGCAGAAGAAACACUCUAUGUGUUCAGCAAUGAAGUUAAGCCAAGAAUGGCAACGCUUGCAGUGUUCACAAUUGCUAACAAGUUUGGUGAUUCCAUCAGAGGAGCAUGGAAGAACAUGGUUGAUUGCCUGCUCAAGCUCAAGAGACUCAGAUUAGUCCCUCAAUCAGUGAUUGAAAAUGACGAAAUCCCUUCCUCUGAAACCGAGCUUUCGCAUCUCCGUUCAGAGUCCGGUGUCAUCUUCCCUUCAUCACACCAAGCACUGAGCAGCAGCAAGCAAGUCUCAGGCUUGAUUGGGAAAUUCUCCCAGUUCUUAUCACUGGACACAGAGUCCGAUUCCAUGCUCAAUGUGGGAAGCCAAUUUGAGAACAACCUCAAGAUAAUUCAGCAAUGCAGAAUUGGAAGUAUUUUCAGAGAGAGCUCUAAAUUACCAGAUGAUUCUUUACAGAACUUGGGAAGAUCACUAAUCUUCGCAGCAGGUGGUAAAGGUCAGAAAUUCAGCACUUCAGUUGAAGAAGAAGAAACAGUUGGGUUCAGUUGGGAACUCUUGGCCACCAUCACCAUUGCCAAUAUCCAAAGGCUACCAAACUUUUGGCCUCAGUUCCAUGACUGCCUCACCGUCGUCUCUCAGUUUCCGCUCUUUUCACCCUGCCCUUUCGCCGAAAAAGCCAUCGUCUCACUCUUCAAGAUUGCUCUCAAACACUUCUCCUCUAAUCCUAAUUCUAAUCAAUUCAGUCCUGAAAAACAACAAAUCGAAGAUCUCAUCUUCAAAUCCAUCAACCUCACUUGGAAGCUCGACAAGGAAAUACUAGACACUUGUUGCGAGACAAUCACAGAAUCAGUAACAAAAAUCUUGAUUGACUUCCCAGACAAUGUGCAUACAACAAUGGGAUGGAAGACAUUGUUUCAUCUGCUUUCAGUCGCCGGCCGCCACCCGGAAACCUUCGAUCAGGCUAUUGAAGCCAUCACUAAACUCAUGACUGAAGGUACUCAUAUAACCCGGCAUAACUACUCUUACUGCAUCGAAGCCGCAUUUGGCUUCGCCGCACUGAAGAUUAGUCCACUGGAAAUCAGCUCAAAAAUGCUCGACUUGAUGUCUGAUUCUGUGAAGCUUCUUAUACAAUGGCACAAGUCUGGUUACUCGGAUCCCGGCAGUGCUAGCAUCUCCAGUUCUUCUUCUUCUUCUUCUUCUUUAACAGAUGAGCUGCCAAAAUCAGGCAACAUUGCAGCAAACUUGUUUGUAAAGCUUGCCGAAGCACUGAGAAAAACAAGCUUAGUUCGGAGAGAAGAGAUAAGGAACCAGGCUGUGACGCUACUGCAGCGGUGCUUCGACGCUGCUGCUGAUGAGCUGGAGUUCACUCCGGCGAACUGCAUUGCUUGCUUUAACUUUGUAAUAUUUGCGAUGGUUGAUGAUCUACACGAGAAGAUGGUGGAGUACUCAAGGAGGGAUAACUCGGAGAAGGAGAUGAAGAGCAUGGAAGGGACAUUGAGGGAGGCAAUGGAGCUUCUUGUUGGGGUGUUUUUGAAGCUUUUGGUGCCGUUGGCACAGAGUCCUGGGUUUAGGACGUUUUGGUUGGGAGUGUUGAGGAGGAUGGAUACGUGCAUGAAGGCGGAGGGUGGUGGAGAGGAGAUGGAAGGGGAGAGAGGACCGUUGCAGGAGUUGGUGCCGGAGUUGUUGAGGAGGAUGAUAGUGGAGAUGAAGGAGAAGGAGAUAUUGGUGCAAAAAGAAGGGGAUGAGCUUUGGGAUGUAACUAAUAUUCAGAUUCAGUGGAUUGCUCCUGCUCUCAAGGAUGAGUUGUUCCCUGAGGAUCUUUGA